AUGGCACCCAAAAACUUCAACAUCGACAUUCCCACCUUUGCCCAGACGCAGCUCACCCUGCUCGCGGCCGAGCAGGAGACGGAGAUUGCGGAGACGACCUCGCUCAUUGCCGUACGGGAAUGGGGGCCGGACCGUAUUCGAGCUGGGACCGGACGUGGCCACGUCUUCCUCGUCGGCGUCGACCGCCGGCGUCGGGGAGCUGCCGGAGCACGGCCUCCGGACGGGGAUAUCGUGCUGGUGGCGGGACAGCCGGCGGGCAGCGCCAAGAAGAGGGAGGUGCGGGAGCUAGAGAAGAAUGGGGUGCGGGGCGUGGUGGUCAAGGUCGGGAAGAGUUCGGUGCAGGUUGCCGUCGACUCGGAAGGGCAGGAGGAGGCGGGGCUGAGCGGACGGGUGUGGAUCGUGAAGUUGGCGGAUGAUGUGACGUAUGCGAGGAUCGUUCUCGCCAUGACGAAGCUCCAGAAGAUGGACGAGUCUCAGUACACCAGCUUCAUGCGAGUCCUCUUUGGGCUAUCAAGCCCGAGUCCCCUACCCAGUGACGUCGAGUCAGACCCUACCGUUGGCAAGAUCGAGUGGUUUGACCCCACACUAAACGAUUCCCAAAAGGAUGCCAUCAGGUUCGCGCUCGCCUCUCGCGAGAUUGCCCUCAUCCACGGCCCUCCAGGCACUGGAAAAACACAUACCCCCGCGCAAAGUUCCCAUCCUCCGCCUCGGCCACCCGGCCCGGCUCCUGCCGUCCGUGGUCAACCACUCCUCGACAUGCUCACCCGCACCUCGGACGCCGGCGCCAUCGUCAGCGACGUCCGCGCCGAGAUGGACGCCAAGCGGGCGUCUAUCCGCAAGACCAAGAGCGGUCGCGAGAGGCGCCAAAUCUACGCCGAUCUCAAGGACUUGAGGAAGGAGUAUCGCGUGCGCGAGAAAAAGUGCGUGACGGACCUGGUCAAGGGGAGCGCCGUCGUGCUGGCCACCUUGCACGGCGCCGGCGGGUUUCAGCUGCGCGACGAGAGGUUCGACGUUGUCAUCAUCGACGAGGCCAGCCAAGCCCUCGAGUCGCAGUGCUGGGUGCCGCUGCUCUCCGCCAAGAAGGCCGUCUGCGCUGGUGACCACCUCCAGCUGCCCCCGACCAUCAAGUCGCUCAACAGCAAGGUGAAGAAGAAGAAGAAGGAAGCCACCGAGGCUGAUGAAGAGGCCAUUGCUACGGGAAUUACCCUCGAGACGACGCUGUUCGAUCGUCUCCUCGCGCUGCACGGGACGAGUAUCAAGCGCAUGCUCACGACGCAGUACAGGAUGAAUGAGAAAAUCAUGAGGUUUCCCUCGGACGAGCUCUACGAGUCUCAGCUGGUCGCGGCAAGCGAAGUCAAGGACAAACUUUUGACAGACAUGAAGUACGAUGUCGAGGAAAACGAAAACACAACGGAGCCUGUCAUCUUUAUCGAUACCCAGGGCGGGGACUUUCCCGAGCGGACCGAGGACGAGGACGAAGCCCUCAAGAAGGGCAAGCUGGGCAGUCUCCAUACCGAGAGCAGGAGCAACGAAAUGGAGGCGCUCCUCGUGAGGCAACACGUACGAGAGCUCGUCGACUCUGGUGUCCUACCAGAGGACAUAGCCGUUGUGACUCCGUACAACGCCCAGGUAUGA
Messenger RNA from Parascedosporium putredinis, 1635 nucleotides. NCBI's taxonomy places the organism in Eukaryota, Fungi, Ascomycota, Sordariomycetes, Microascales, Microascaceae. The record is from the annotation of a GenBank genome assembly.